Messenger RNA from Scleropages formosus (Asian bonytongue), 6139 nucleotides. It is a transcript of the gene ylpm1, whose product is annotated as YLP motif containing 1. Gene Ontology annotation, biological process: regulation of telomere maintenance. The coding region runs from base 178 to 5838 and encodes 1886 amino acids. Gene Ontology annotation, cellular component: nucleus. The transcript is spliced from 22 exons. The record is from RefSeq and is a predicted model, not a curated record. NCBI's taxonomy places the organism in Eukaryota, Metazoa, Chordata, Actinopteri, Osteoglossiformes, Osteoglossidae.
GACGCUCUGCGUCGCUUCCGUCUGAACGCAGUGACGUUGAACGCACGCUUUGUUCCUGAAGCGAUAGCUGGCUGGAUGAGCUCUGCCAGUAGGCGGGCUCGCUGCGCAGGAACGUGGGCCGGCGUCUGUGUGUGAGCGCGGCAGAGAGAGGCCUGCGCUUCGCUGGCCAACAUCAUCAUGUACCCCUCCUGGGGAAACUAUGGCGGGGGGCAUCAUCACCCUCCGCCGCCACCUCACAGCUUCGGCAUGAGACCUCCUCCGCCGCUGCGCGGCCCGCCGCCGCCCGGAGGGGUGUUCGGGGGCUACGGCCCUCCGCCUUCGGCGCCCCCUUCCAACUUUUCCAGCCUGCGAGAGCAGCACCUUCAGCAGAUGCAACAGCUUCAGCAGCUGCACCAGAAGCAGCUGCAGUCGGUGCUGCACCACAACAGCGCUCCGUACGGCAGCUCGUGGCACGGCGGCCCGGGGGGUCCUCCGGCCGGCUACCAGGUCCAGGACCAGCAGCAGCAGCAGCCCCCGAGAUCCGCGCCGCCCCCUGGGCACCGCGACGUGCAGCAGCAGCACCCGCCGCCACCGCCGCCGCCGCCGCCGCCUGAGCCCGCCCAGCCUCCGGGGCACAAGAGUGGCUCCAGUGCGGCGCUACCACGGCCCGGCGAAAAGCAGGAGGGCGGCGCGAAAGGUGGUUCUGGUGGCUCUAGUGGUUCGGCGGCGGGAGAGAAGCCCGAUUUCUCCACGAUGACGCUGCAGGAGCAGCAGCAGUAUUGGUAUAGACAGCACCUUCAGAACCUGCAGAGGCUGAAAACUCAGAAGACAGCACUGAAUCAGAAUCAAGGGGCAAGCCAGCAGGCACCCAAGAAUGACAGCUCAGGUGCCCCUCCGCCUCCAGUGGAACCUCCCCGAAACGCACCACCUCCUCCACCCCCCACUGAGCAACCCCCGCCUCCUCCACCCCCAGAGGAUUCAAAGUCAUCCAUCAUCUCUUCCUCUGGAGAUCCGGUGGAGGCGGCCCGUCUGCAGCAGCUGCAAGCGGCAGCGGCACAGUGGCAGCAGGCCCAGCAGCAGAGAGCUGGUCUCCAGUACCAGGCCCUAAUGCAGCAGCAUGCGCAGCUCCAGCAGAUUCUUCAGCAGUACCAGCAAUUUGUUCAGCAGCCCACACACUUGCAGACGAUGCCUGUGGAGAUGCAGCUGCGACACUAUGAGCUACAGCAGCAGCAGUUUGGCCCAGUCUACCAGGAGUGGGAGCGCCAGUUCAAGCUGUGGCAGGAGCAAUUCCAGGCUUACCCUCACAAGGAUCAGCUGCAGGACUAUGAGAGCCAGUGGAAGCAGUGGCAGGAGCAGAUGAAAUCCACAUCUGCUCAUCUGCAGGAAAGAGUGACCACUCUGCGUGCCAUGCAGGUCCAGUACAGUGGUGCUCCCUUUGGGGGUGUGAUGGGCGUCACACCCUAUGGGCAGUAUCAACAGCCCGCGCAGGACCAAGCAACGGCUCCUGCCCUAACGCCUUCAAAAAUGGAGCCGGUUCCUUCCUCCGGCCCAGCGGCACAGAGCCCUCAGCCCCCAGUGCCCCUUGGCCCACCACCUCCGCCGCCAACACAAGGCCUAUCUUCUGUACUGCGUGUAUCAUCCCCAGCACCUGUUGAACCUUCCCCAAUGGCUUCCCUGCCACCCGGAAAAUUUGCUUCUCCAGCUUCAGCUCCAACUUCAUCUGUUCCAGCUGGACCACUGCUGCGGGGUUCCCGGCCACCUGGGCCGCACUCCCAUUUUGAAGGGCCAAGAGGACCAAGGUUUGAAGGACUUCGAGGAAGUACUGUCACAAGGUUUGAGCAGCAGAGGUUCAGCGCCCCCUCACGGUUUGAGCCACAUCCAAGGUUUGGGCCACCAAGGGGAAACCAGCCGGUACGCUUUGGGCCACCAGGAAGAUUUGAGCCUCCACCAAGACAGUGUCCCCCAUCAAGGUUUGAACGACCCCCUGGACCUCAUCAGGCCCAAGUACACGAAGCUCAGUCUACACCCAGUCCUGCCACGGAUGUAAAAGCACAGAAGGCUCAAGGUGACGCUCCGUCAGACUCGCAGACUCGUGCCAACCAUGUCAAGCCGUCCACUCCUGGACCAGAUGGUUCACAGGAACCCGGGAACUUGGCUUCCCAGGAACUAAUGUCAGAUGACAUUUUGGACACGGCUGAUGGCUUUUUUGUCCAAAGUGACCCUAUUCCUCAGACUACAGUAAAAGUAGAACCUCAGAAAAAACCAGACCAGCCUGUUGAGGACACUGACAAGAAGGAGAGUCCAGCACUGGAUUCUGCUAAAGCCCCUAUAUCUGAAGCAGCCCCAGUUUCCUCACAACAGACCCCUGCCCCUGAACCCAGGGAUUCUGUGAGUGAAGUCCAAGCUCCUGUUAAAAACAGCAUUGGCACUGGACUGCUUCAGAAGCCAAAGAUUCCUGGGCCAGCUCCGCCCAAAGCCGACAUGUCCAGACCUCCUGGGUUCCCCUCAAUGAACAAUGACAUGAUGCCUCCAGCUGUAGUGCGUGGAAGGGGGAGGGGCCUCUUGCCAGGACCUGGUAGAGGGCGGGGUUGGGGCAGAGGCCAGCCACCAGGACCUCCCCAUGGCUUUGUUCCCAGCAACAGUCAGCGGAUGGAGGAUCCUGAGCUGAUGCACCAUGGCUACCGGGGGGACAAGGAGGCCCACGAGUGGCGGGUCACAGAAGGGAGUGGGGAUGGCCACUUACCUUCACAAGAGGAGGAGUUAUGGCCAGGUGAGGACGAGGAGCACUAUCGGGAUGAGUUCUAUGAAGACCCUGGCCGACGUGGGCCUCCCCUGCGAAGAGAUCCCCUGGAAGGGCCCCCCAGAGGGAGGCACUGGGACGAGCGUGAACCUGAGUACUAUGAAGAAGGAGAACCCUACUGGGGGGACAGGAGGCCCCCACUGCGGCACUGCCCUUCGUUUCCCCCCGAGGAGCACCGGCGCCCUCCUCCUCCACACGGUUUCCUCCACCGUGGCCCGAGACGACCCCCUCCACCUCACGAGGGCAUGGAUCCGCGAGGGGUGCCUCCCCACCGAGAUGUCAUGGACAGAGACACCAUGGGCCCUCCUCUCCACCGUGACCACGAUCCACGGGGUCCACUGCUGCACCAUGAUAUGCUGGAAAGGGAUGUAAGGCGACCGCCUCCCCCACCUCGUGAGUUUUUGGAAAGGGACCACAGGGGUCCCCCUCCAUUCCACCCCGAUGCAGUGGACAGAGAGGCAGGGUGGCCACGUGGGCCUCAUGAGCGGGAGAUGAGACGGCCCCUGCACUCUCGUGAGAUAGCAGAGAGAGACUCGAGGUGGCCACCCCCAGGCCAUGAUCCCAUGGACAGGGAUCUGCGUAGAGCCCCGCCCCCUCAUCACGAAACACCAGGAGACCGGCGAUAUGACCAGGGCUAUAGGGAUGAGUUUGGCCCGGAGCAUGAGGACUAUGGCCCGUCGCAGGACUACCAGCCGCGUGAUUACGAGUCCGAGGAAGACCGCUACCGUCCGACUGGCCAAUGGAAUGUAGAACACCAGGGUCGCGAUUACCCAGCAUACCCUCCAUACGGCUCACGGGGGCCGCCCGAGCGCUUCCAUAAGGGCCAGUGGGCCGAAGAACAUGAGCGCCCAUACCCCUGCGAGGGGGAGACAGGAGACAGGGGAGACUUGAGGGUGCGAGAGUACCCAGGGGAGCCUGCGUACCGGCGUGAUGGACCACCAUACACUGCUGCCCCGCCCCAGGUGGCACCAGAAUGGGAACGGCCCCCGCCUGAAAGGCCAUUCCCUCCAGAAGUAGAGGAGCCGCAGCCCCAUUUUGAGGCUGCUUCCGAACCCCGAGCUGAGCUGCUUGCACCUACUGCCCUCCCUGCAGCCAGCAGUGGUGUGACAGAGGCAUCGGUGGCACAGACACCACCAGAGCCUGGGAAGGGCAUUCUGGCACUUUCCCAGAGGCAGCAUGAAAUCAUCCUGAAAGCUGCCCAGGAACUCAAGAUGAUUAGGGAGCUUCAGGAGAACAAGAAUGCAUUGGCUGAGUUUAAGCCGGAGAAUGCAGAGGGGCAGACUGAGAUUGCGGAUGGCCUCAUGGGUCUGGAGAUCCCACCUGUAGUGAGGAGUGCCCUGCAGACUACCAGCCUUAUGCCUGAUACCAGACAGACCCCUGCAGGCCCAGUGGCAUCUUGGGAUACUGGACCUCCAGCCUCAUCCUCUGAUACAGGAUUUCUGUUAACGCAGACAUCAGCACCAGUACCCUCCAAACCUGCUGUCAUCCCUAGGACAGUGGACUAUGGACAUGGUCAUGACGCCGGUUCCACGGUGGAGCGCAUCUCAUAUGGAGAGAGGAUCAUACUGAGACCGGACCCGGUGCCGUCUGACAGGCCGUAUGAAAAAGAACCCCUUGGCCCCCGAGACGCUUAUGAGCGAGAUCCUUACUACGAGCGACGGCCAGAUCCAUACCUGGAGCGACGGGAGUAUGUCCGAGAACGCGAUCCGUAUUGGGACAAGCCACCGUUGGACUAUGAGCGAGAGCGCUACGAACGAGAGCGCUACCCGAGAGACGACAGGCUGCCUCCAGGGCCCCCACCUAGACCUGGCAGCUUUAGGGAGAGAGAUCUGAGGGAUGGUCGAGAGGGCCGCAGCAGCCGAGACCGGGAGGAGCAUUACGCAAGGCAUCCAUAUGACCGACCGGUCUAUGAACGCCCACCGGAGCGACCAGGAUUUGAGCACGGUCCCCCAGGAUAUAGCAAUGACAGGAGGAGCUACCCUGAAGAGCGGCUUCCUGUUCCUCCCCCUCCGUUGCCGCCUCCACCCCCUGUAGCACCACGGGUCGAGAAGAAACCUGAAACAAAGAAUGUGGAUGACCUUCUGAAGCCUCCUGGCCGCGAGAGCCGGCCAGAAAGGAUUGUCAUUAUAAUGAGGGGCUUACCAGGAAGCGGCAAAACCCAUGUUGCUAAACUGAUUCGAGACAAGGAGGUAGAGUGUGGUGGGGCGCCCCCUCGUGUUCUUGGGUUGGACGACUAUUUCAUGACUGAGGUAGAAAAAACGGAGAAGGACCCUGACACAGGAAAACGCGUCAAAAAGAAGGUUAUGGAAUAUGAAUAUGAACCAGAGAUGGAGGAGACAUAUCGCAACAGCAUGUUGAAGACCUUUCGGAAGACCUUGGAUGAUGGAUUUUUCCCCUUCAUCAUCAUUGACGCAAUUAAUGACCGUGUGAAAUACUUUGAUCAGUUCUGGAGUGCUGCGAAGACCAAAGGCUUCGAAGUAUAUUUGGCUGAAAUUACUGCAGACAAUCAGACCUGUGCAAAAAGGAACAUCCAUGGGUGGAAGCUGAAGGAUAUCACCAAGAUGGCGAGUAACUGGGAGGCGUCUCCCCGCCACAUGGUGCGCCUCGACGUCAGGUCCCUGCUGCAGGAUGCUGCUAUAGAAGAGGUUGAGAUGGAGGAUUUCAACCCAUCUGAGGAAGAGGCCAAGGAGGAGCCCCCAGGAGCUGCUGCUGAGGAGGAGGAAGGAGAUCUGGCUUACAUUCCAAAAAGCAAAUGGGAGAUGGAUACUUCUGAGGCCAAACUGGACAAGCUUGAUGGACUGGUGAGCGGCGGCAAGAGGAAGCGGGAUGGGGCCAGUCUGUCGGGCAUGGAGGACUUCUUGCAGCUUCCUGACGACUACGCUACGCGCUUGUCUGAGCCUGGCAAAAAAAGGGUGCGGUGGGCCGAUCUGGAAGAGAAAAAAGAUGCCGAUCGAAAACGUGCAAUCGGCUUUGUAGUGGGACAAACGGACUGGGAGAAAAUCACCGAUGAGAGUGGACAGCUUGCUCAAAGAGCGCUCAACCGCACUAAGUAUUUUUGAGAAGAGUGUUUUUAAGUCCCUCGCAUUGUAAUGGUUCCUUGCUGAAAAUGCAGACCUUGUCUCUACAGAUUCUGGGGCUAGAACUGUAGUUCAGAAAUGAAAGGGUUCCUCAAUGUUCAUAGUAGAAUUUUCCUGAUUUAUUAUUUAAGUUUUAUUUUUUCCGUUUUGUGCUUUUGUUGUAAAUUCCAGAUCAGCAGAUCCUUUAGUUGUUAGUUGUGUUUCUCAUUUUAUACGCUGUAUAUUGUAUGUAAACCUGUUAGCACUGUCACUUAUUUUAACAAAAAUAAAUGUAUUGAAAUAA